Verticillium alfalfae VaMs.102 is the source of this 1116-nucleotide messenger RNA. RefSeq lists its product as hypothetical. Gene Ontology annotation, biological process: proteolysis. The coding region runs from base 1 to 1116 and encodes 371 amino acids. The record is from RefSeq and is a predicted model, not a curated record. NCBI's taxonomy places the organism in Eukaryota, Fungi, Ascomycota, Sordariomycetes, Glomerellales, Plectosphaerellaceae. The transcript has 3 exons. Gene Ontology annotation, molecular function: serine-type endopeptidase activity.
AUGUCGGAUGGGGGACACAAGGUCCUGCUUCCCCGUCGUGCCGAUGUUGACUUGAGAUUCCUUGAUGUCACGAUGCUCGCUGCCGAUAUGGGUUCCCCCGACAUACCCAUCCUUUUUGACUGGUAUCCGGCGAAGGUCAAGGGCUGGCCCGUCUGGCCCGUCUCUCUCGAUGCCCUCGAGGACGAGGCGUGCGCACCCUUGCCGGCCGAUACGCCAGACCUGUCCGAGGUCGUUGUGCUUGUCCGGCGCGGCACCUGCACUUUUGUGGAAAAGCAGGCAUUCUUGAAGGAGCGCAACGCGACACACAUAAUUGUCUACAACAACGAGAGACCAUUGGUUCAGCCUGGAGUACAGGAAUCAGACCCCAACAUGGCCAUGAUACCUGCCGAAGACGGCAAAGCCGUUAUUGACGUUCUCAAGGCGGGUGGCAACGUUACCUUUGACUUUGACGUCCGUCCUGACCUGCACACCACGUCGAUAGCCAACCCCAACCGCCCGCGCCUUGCAAGCACCUUCACGAGCGUCGGGCCGGCCAACGACCUGUCUCUGAAAUCAGACAUCUCAGCACCAGGAGGCGACAUUCUGUCGACAUAUCUCGGCGACGGCUAUGCCAUCUUGAGCGGCACGUCCAUGGCAACGCCGUACAUUGCCGGCGUGGCGGCUCUAGGAGAGGCUCGCAGACUGGCGACCGUGCAGCUUGCGCUGGGCCUUGAACAUUUGAGAUCGGGCGGGACCAUGAUCGUACUCCUCCACAAAGCCGAAGCUUGGGAUACACUGUGCCUUGUUCGGCUGUUCACAAGGUUCGCCUCGAUCAAGUUGUUCAAGCCUACAUCUGGCCACGCAAAACGUUCGUCCUUCUACAUGGUCGCCAGCCGUGUGCAAAGCCAAAAGCCGGAGGCUCUUGCAGCAAUCUCGAAUUGGAAGAAGACCUGGAACACUGCUACCUUUGCCCCUGACGAGAAGUAUUGGAAAGAAAUUCGCCAUGGAGAGGAGCCCGUCUCGGAUGUGCUCGAAGACUUUGGGCCAGAGCUCAUCAAUCUGGGAAGAAAGGUUUGGGAUGUGCAGGCUAAGGCACUUGCCAAGGCCUCAUUUAUACAUCAAGAGGAAAAUCAGUGA